UCAGUUUACCAGCAUACCACGCUGUGUUUCUCUGUCUCUGUCUCUUCCUUCUAUCUGUCUGUCUUUCUGUCUUUCUAGCUGUCUCUGGCUCUUUCUCUUUAUCUCCCUGUAUCUCUCAUACUCUGCCUCUCUCUCUCUUUCCUUCUGCCUCUUCUUUUUCUGUCUUUCCCAUCUCUUUCUUUCCUCUGACAAAACAGCAUGAACAUGGCUACAUGCAGUGUGGCCCCUCCCUGCCUUGGGCCAUGCAGAUGCCAUACCCUGUGCCCUACGUCCCCUGACCCCUCAGCAUACUGGUCCCCAGAAAGCCAGGCCUGGCCAGGGCUUUGGUCUGCAUCAAGUUUGGAAGUGAUAAGACCCAAGAGCUGCCUACCUCUGCCUGCUGACGACACUGUCAGCCCAGCCAGGGCUCUUCCUGAGCCCACAGAGCUUCCUUAUCAGAUGCUGACAGUCUCUCCCUUCCAGCCAUACUGGGCGUGCAGAACUCAGGGAUCCCCUCCAUCUGAUAUAGAUAUGUUGUGGCAAUAUAUACGUGGGUAUUAUUGGAAGUGGCAACAUUGUAUCUGUGUGUGAACAUGAGAGAUUGUAUAAGUCUAUGUUCUCCUAUAGAGGAGAGCUCUAUGUGGGUCGGUGUCACUGGAGAGGGCUGUGUAUAUCUGUUUGUGUGUGUGUGUGUGUGUGUCCCUACACGGGGGGCGGGGGGACAGUGCGGGGGCAUCUGCAUUUGUGUGUGCUAGCAGGAGUGGCUGCAGCUGUCUGUAUCUGUGAUAGGCAAUGGAGAGAAGUGCUUGAAAGCUCAGAUUCUGGAGCCAAACACCAGGAUACAUCAUGUCUGUGGCCUUCUUUUUUGAGACAGAGUUUCACUAUGUUGCCCAGGCUGGAGUACAGUGGCAUGAUCAUAGCUCACUGCAGCCUCUAUCUCCUGGUCUUAAGUGGUCCUCCUGCCUCAGCCUCUCGAGGCACGUGCCACCAUGCCAAGCUAAUUUUUGGAGUUUUUUUUUUUUUUUGAGACAGAGCUUCACUGUCACUCAGGCUGCAGUGCAGUGACAGGCGUAAGCCACCAUGCCUGGCCAAUUUUUGUAUUUUUUGUAGAGAUGGGAUUUGCCAUAUUGCCCAGGCUGGUCUCGAAUUCCUGGGCCCAAGCAAUCCUCUUGCCUUGGCCUCCCAAAGUUCUGAGAUUACAGAUAUGAGCCACUGUGACUGGCCAACCCUGGGCAGGUUUCCAAACCUCUCUGUGCCUCAGUUGCCUCAUCAAUAAUAAUAAUACUUAGGCCGGGUGCAGUGGCUCACGCCUGUAAUCCCAACACUUUGGGAGGCCAAGGCAGGUGGAUCACUUGAGGUCAGGAGUUCAAGACCAGCCUGGCCGACAUGGUGAAAACCCAUCUCUACUAAAAAUACAGAAAUUAGCCUGGCAUGGUGGUGGGCGCCUGUAAUCCCAGCUACUCAGGAGGCUGAAGCAGGAGAAUGGCGUGAACCCAGGAGGUGGAGGUUGCAAUGAGCCAAGAUCAUGACAUUGCACUCCAGCCUGGGUGACAAGAGUGAAAUUCCCUCUCAAAAUAAAUAAAUUAAUAAUAAUAAUACUACUUAAAUCAUAGGGUUGUGUGGAUAAAAUGAGAUAAUAUAGGUAAAGUGCUUAAUGCGGUGGCCAGCACAUAGUAAGUGCUAUAAAUUUUGUAUUUGCUAUUCUUGUAUAGAGGAUGUGUGUGUGUGUGUGUGCAUGCGUGUGCAUGCACGUCUAUGUGCAGACGGAUGAGGGCUGGAGGUGUGUGUAUAUGGGGUGUGUGUACACUAGAAGAUAUUUGUGCUAAGAAUCUGUGCAGAGGAGCCUGGAGCCUGUGCAUGAGGCAGCUGAGGUAAUGUGCCAUCUGAGAAGGGGUCUGAAGGGCUGUGUGGAUCUGGAUAUCAGCACGGUGCACCAUUUGAGGUGUGUAUGUGUGUCUUCCUGUGAGAAGGCUUUAUUCUCACCCUUGGUUUUUCUGUUUUCUUUUUAAAAUAGAGACAGGGUCUUACUCUGUCUCCCAGGCUGGAGUGCAGCGGUGCAAUCACAGCUCCUGCAGCCUCGAACUCCUAGGCUUAAGCAAUCCUCCCACCUCAGCCUCCCGAGUAGCUGGGACUACAGGUGGGUGCCAUCAGGACCGGCUAAUUAAAAAUUUUUUUUUUGUAGAGACGGGGUGUCCCUAUGUUGCUCAGGCUGGUCUCAAGCUCCUGGGCUCAAGCAAUCAUCCUGCCUCGGCCUACCAAAGUCCUGGGAUAGCAGGUGUGAGCCACUGUGCCCGGCCUCACCCUUGUUUUUGUAUCAGCCCCAUCUCUGUUUUCACCAGUCCCUGAAAUCCCUCCCGCUGGGCCCUGGAUAGCUUCCAGUCCUCCACCUCUGUUUUCUGCCCUGGCUCUAACUAGCCCUGUAGCAUCCUGGGGCCUUUUAGACACAGUGGUUUCAUCCCAGGGAGGGGUCCCGGGGCAAAGGUCUCAGGCAGGGCCCAGUGAACAGGGGCUAUUUUAGGGCAGGCUUCUCACCACAGCCCGCCCCACAGUUCACCACAUGGGUGUGAUGCCCCCACCCCCACCCAACACACACAUGAGAGCACACUUAUAGCAAAGGGUGAGAGGGGCAGAUGGGGCUAGGGUGGAGACCAAAGCACUGAUGUGACGGAACCAUCGGCCAGGCAACUGGACCUGGUGGAUCCAGGAAGACUUCCUGGAAGAGGUCUCUGACCCCUCCCAAGGAUCAUGCCGCAGCCCCACUGACCCAGGAGUAGGGGCCUAAGGGCAGGGAACCUGGAAUGGGCUGUGUGUUCUGCAAGAAAUUGGAGCCGGCGGCCACGGCCAAGGAGGAUGCUGGCCUGGAAGGGGACUUCAGAAGCUACAGGGCAGCAGACCACUAUGGGCCUGACCCCACUAAGGGCCAGCCUGCAUCCCCAUUUGUCCACAUCCCCACCUACAGCAACUUCUCCUCUCAGGCCAUCAACCCUGGCUUCCUUGAUAGUGGCACCAUCAGGGGUGUGUCAGGGAUUGGGGUGACCCUGUUCAUUGCCCUGUAUGACUAUGAGGCUCGAACUGAGGAUGACCUCACCUUCACCAAGGGCGAGAAGUUCCACAUCCUGAACAAUACUGAAAGUGACUGGUGGGAGGCUCGGUCUCUCAGCUCCGGACAAACUGGCUACAUUCCCGGCAACUAUGUGGCCCCUGUUGACUCCAUCCAGGCUGAAGAGUGGUACUUUGGAAAGAUUGGGAGAAAGGAUGCAGAGAGGCAGCUGCUCUCACCAGGCAACCCCCAGGGGGCCUUUCUCAUUCGGGAAAGCGAGACCACCAAAGGUGCCUACUCCCUGUCCAUCCGGGACUGGGAUCCGACCAGAGGCGAUCAUGUGAAGCAUUACAAGAUCCGCAAGCUGGACACGGGCGGCUACUACAUCACCACACGGGUUCAGUUCAGCUCGGUGCAGGAGCUGGUGCAGCACUACAUGGAGAUGAAUGACGGGCUGUGCAACCUGCUCAUCGCGCCCUGCACCAUCAUGAAGCCGCAGACGCUGGGCCUGGCCAAGGACGCCUGGGAGAUCAGCCGCAGCUCCAUCACGCUGGAGCGCCGGCUGGGCACCGGCUGCUUCGGGGAUGUGUGGCUGGGCACGUGGAACGGCAGCACUAAGGUGGCGGUGAAGACGCUGAAGCCGGGCACCAUGUCCCCGAAGGCCUUCCUGGAGGAGGCGCAGGUCAUGAAGCUGCUGCGGCACGACAAGCUGGUGCAGCUGUACGCCGUGGUGUCGGAGGAGCCCAUCUACAUCGUGACCGAGUUCAUGUGUCACGGCAGCUUGCUGGAUUUUCUCAAGAACCCGGAGGGCCAGGAUUUGAGGCUGCCCCAAUUGGUGGACAUGGCAGCCCAGGUAGCUGAGGGCAUGGCGUACAUGGAACGCAUGAACUACAUUCACCGCGACCUGAGGGCAGCCAACAUCCUGGUUGGGGAGCGGCUGGUGUGCAAGAUCGCAGACUUUGGCUUGGCGCGUCUCAUCGAAGAUGAUGAGUACAACCCCUGCCAAGGGUCCAAGUUCCCCAUCAGGUGGACAGCCCCAGAAGCUGCCCUCUUUGGCAGAUUCAGCAUCAAGUCAGACGUGUGGUCCUUUGGGAUCCUCCUCACUGAACUCAUCACCAAGGGCCGAAUCCCCUACCCAGGCAUGAAUAAACGGGAAGUGUUGGAACAGGUGGAGCACGGCUACCACAUGCCGUGCCCUCCAGGCUGCCCAGCAUCCCUGUACGAGGCCAUGGAACAGACCUGGCGUCUGGACCCGGAGGAGAGGCCCACCUUCGAGUACCUGCAGUCCUUCCUGGAGGACUACUUCACCUCCGCUGAACCACAGUACCAGCCCGGGGAUCAGACAUAGCCUGUCCGGGCAUCAACCACCUCUCUGGCGGUGGCCACCAGUCCUUGCCAAUCCCCAGAGCUGUUCUUCCAAAGCCCCCAGGCUGGCUUAGAACCCCAUAGAGUCCUAGCAUCUCCGAGGAGGUGGGCUGCUCUGACACCACCUAGGGCAACCUACUUGGUUUACAGAUGGGGCAAAAGGAGGCCCAGAGCUGAUCUCUCAUCCGCUCUGGCCCCAAGCACUAUUUCUUCCUUUUCCACUUAGGCCCCUACAUGCCUCUAGCCUUUCUCACUCCACCCCCACCCAAAGUGCUCAGACCUUGUCUAGUUAUUUAUAAAACUGUGUGUACCUCCCUCACUUCUCUCCUAUCACUGCUUUCCUACUCUCCUUUUAUCUCACUCCAGUCCAGGUUUCAAGAAUUUCCCUUCUACCCUCUAUUCUCUUGUGUCUGUAAGUUACAAAGUCAGGAAAAGUCUUGGCUGGACCCCUUUCCUGCUGGGUGGAUGCAGUGGUCCAGGACUGGGGUCUGGGCCCAGGUUUGAGAGAGAAGGUUGCAGAGCACUUCCCACCUCUCUGAAUAGUGUGUAUGUGUUGGUUUAUUGAUUCUGUAAAUAAGUAAAAUGACAAUAUGAAUCCUCAA
Symphalangus syndactylus (siamang) is the source of this 4986-nucleotide messenger RNA. RefSeq names its product FGR proto-oncogene, Src family tyrosine kinase (gene FGR). NCBI's taxonomy places the organism in Eukaryota, Metazoa, Chordata, Mammalia, Primates, Hylobatidae. Gene Ontology annotation, molecular function: protein tyrosine kinase activity; ATP binding; protein binding. Gene Ontology annotation, biological process: protein phosphorylation. The record is from RefSeq and is a predicted model, not a curated record.